AUGGAACAGUCAGGCAACGGAAGGAACCCCAGCAGUGGAACAGCCAGACCGGACGGAGGCAACCCAGGUGGAAGGGUCGGAACGCCAGCCAGGACCGGAACCGGAGCCCAGGAAAUAACCGCGGACCAGGUGGAACAACCAGGUAACCGGAGGCAGUCCGGCCAGUGGAACAGGUGGAGCCCGGUAGGGUGGAAACACCAAAAUCCAGGAAACAACCCACCGUGGAACGCCGGACCAGGACCAACCCAGCGGAAGAACCCACGAAGCGGUGAAACCGGAACCCAGGUGGAACAGCCGAACACCAGCAGGCCCAGGAAUGGAACCCAGGCAGAACCCAGGGUGGAAACAGCCGUAACCAGGCCGCAACCCAGGUGGAACGGACAACCGUGGAGGCAGAAUAGGGUGGAAGAACCCAGUGGAACAGCCCAGGCAACCCAGAUAACCCAGGCAACGCACAGGAAUGGAACAGCCCAGGACCCAUGGAACAGUCCCCAGGACACCGGAAGCCCAGGGUGGAAAACGAAUAACCGCAACCCAGGUGGAACAGCCAGGAAGACCCAGUGGAACGAACAGGUAACCAGGCCGAACCAGGUGGAACAGGUGGAACAACGGACCCAGCCGCAGCCCAGUGGAACGGAACGAGACCCAAGGACAGCCCAGAACAACCCAGGAGGCCCAGGGAACAGCCAACCAGUGGAACCCAGGGUGGAACGAAUCAGGCAGCCCAGGAACGGAACCAACCAUGGAGGCAGCCCUGUGGUGGAACAGUCAACCCAGCAACCUGUGGAACAGGACCGAACAUGGAGGCAGCCCAGGGUGGAAUCGGAAUCCCAGGUGGAGCCCAGGAAACGAACAACUGUAGCCCCAGGAAAGGACCCAGCCAACCCAGGAACACCGGACCCCAGGCCCAGUGGAAUAACCCCAAUCAGCCCAGGUGGAACGGCCAAGAAUCAGGAGGCAGCCCAGUGGAAGUGGAACUGGGUCCCCAGUGGAACCAGGCCAACCCAGGAACGGAACAGGACCCCAGGAACAGCCACCAUCAGCCCAGGGAACGGGACAACAGGAAUGACCAGGAAUCCAGUGGAAACCCCAUGGAAUCCCGUGGAACAGACCCCAGGGGUGGAACAUCAAUCCAGGCCCAGGUGGAAACCCAGGGUCCCAGGCAGAUCCCAGUGGAACACACCCAGGAGGCAACCCAGCAGUGGAACAACAGAACUGUGGAGGCAGCCCAGUGGAAACAGGCCAGUGGAAUCAGUGGCAGCCCAGGACCCCAACAUCCCAGGAAUGGACAAGAACAGUGGAAACAGAACAGGAAGGUGGAACCCAAUGGCCCAGGAACCCACUGAAUGGCCAACCCAGGAAAUGGAACAGGCCGACCCCAGGAUGGAAUGA
This is a messenger RNA of Haliotis rubra (blacklip abalone), 1392 nucleotides long. RefSeq names its product proline-rich protein 2-like. NCBI's taxonomy places the organism in Eukaryota, Metazoa, Mollusca, Gastropoda, Lepetellida, Haliotidae. The transcript has a single exon. The record is from RefSeq and is a predicted model, not a curated record. The coding region runs from base 1 to 1392 and encodes 463 amino acids.